Molecule: messenger RNA, 1637 nt
Organism: Colletotrichum scovillei
Lineage: Eukaryota; Fungi; Ascomycota; Sordariomycetes; Glomerellales; Glomerellaceae
Exons: 1
Coding region: 904-1293 (129 amino acids)
Source: RefSeq, a predicted model, not a curated record
AGGGCACUGACAAGCCCGCAUAGCAAUGGCAAAGCAGCACACCGGGGUCCAUGAGCAUCAAGCCAACGACUCGCCUGUUCUAGGCCCUUUACGUGAAGACGAUGAACCUGCGAUGCCUACCUAAUAAUCACACGGUUCCAGACUUUUCAGCAUAUAACCAGUCUUGCAUAUGCAAAAAAAAUCUCGCUUAACAGCGGCGGACCAAUUCCCCUGGUGAACCGAAAUAACAAUAAACUCAAAAAAGCUCAAAUCAUCCUACCGGUCAUAAGAUCUUAACAGACAAGGUCGCACUCCGUAGGUAACCGGUCAGAAAACUUUUUUUACCCUUCUCUUGUCUUCGACCGAAUGAUCCGCAAAUAUCUGCGCAGAUCCGGGGGUUUUUUGAUGCUAAUUCUUGCAGGUGGCUUGAGAUCCGCGCGACGAAGCUAAGCGGUUCGUGCUACUGCCCAAUUCGGGUCAAACAGACCUCACCGGUCGCGGGUGGUGCCGGCUUGAGGCUUGAAGGGGUCUCAAUCUGACAUCGUCGUGUCUCUCCUUUCUGGAUGUGGAACUUUUUUUUUCUUGACUACGGAAGGGUAAUGAAGCAAGUCUAGGGAGGGUAGAUAUGGCUCAUCUAGGUGACCAAUCAGGUUCUUGAGGUCAGAGAUUUGGUGCGAUGUUGUCAUCGUUGCGGUAUAGCUGGAUAGACUCUCACAAGCACGAGACACAGUCAAGGGGGUGUUAUACGAACUGGAAAGUGUAUAUAAGUCGCCGAAGAGCCUCGAAGGACUGAUGAUCAUUACCAGAGAUCACCAAACAUCCAUACCUCAAAUAUCAAACCACACUUCAAACCACAAAUAUCACAACACUUCCCACUUCUAACCAACCGCCUCAAAACUUCAUAUCAAACAACACCUACCAAAAAUGCAAUUCUCCAUCAACACCCUCCUCUUCGCCCUCGCCGGCACCCUCACCCUCGUCCACGCCUCCCCAGCCGGCGUCGCCUCCGGUGACCUCCUCACCCCGCGCGAAGCGAUCCCGUUCCCGGAGCCAAAGGCCAACUGCUGCUCCUGCGACCUCGAGGACCGCGGCGCCGGCAACUACGUCUGCAAGGUCGCCAAGAAGAGCGUCUGCGCCGUGCCGCUCAUCGCGUGCCCGCUCGACCCGGCCACCCAGGAGCAGUGCUGCUGCUGCGACCCCAAGACGCCCGCCAUGCGCUGCAAGGCGAUUCCCAAGGGCAGCGGCUGUAUCUGCACCGCCGUCAAGUGCCCUUUCCAGUUUGACAUGUCGUUCUUGCCGGCGGGCGCUGUCUGAAGUCUCUACGGGUAGAGUUGUGGGAAAUUUGUUGAGGUCAUCAUGAGACGGGUUCAAGGGGAAAGAGCUGGUUGGUGGUUCGGUUCAAGGGGGCUGUUAAUGUGCACGAUCUUGCGGGGAUAACCAGAUGAACAGACCAGCUUUCAGGGGGGUAAUUCAUGAAUGUGACGAGAAACUAAAGAAUAAAUUGUUCCAAUGAACUCAUUGUUAGUGAACUGAUCGAUACAAGUGACGCCUUCCGCUGGUGAUAAGUUCGUCUCAUCAAGGCUAUGGUUUCGGAAUGUGAAAUCCGGCCAAAAGAUCUUGGCAGACCACAAUGGUUUUCCAUAGUUCAGGUAUCCCUG